This is a messenger RNA of Protopolystoma xenopodis, 615 nucleotides long. The record is from the annotation of a GenBank genome assembly. NCBI's taxonomy places the organism in Eukaryota, Metazoa, Platyhelminthes, Monogenea, Polystomatidea, Polystomatidae.
AUGGUGAGCGAACGGAAACGAAUCACGUUGCAAGGCGAGCUUGAAGAGAUGCGCUCUUUGGUGGAGAACGCCGAACGCGCCCGAAAGCACGCAGAAUCUGAGCUGACCGAGGCGCAUUCGCGUAUCAGCGAGUUGACCAUCCAAAUCACCACCAUCAGCAACGAUAAACGUCGUCUUGAGGGCGACAUCGGCGUGAUGCAGGCAGACCUCGACGACGCCAUAAACGCCAAACAGGCGGCUGAAGAUCGAGCCAACCGACUCAACACCGAAGUUCUCCGUCUGGCAGAUGAGUUACGGCAAGAACAGGAGAACUACAAGCAUGCUGAAUCACUUCGUAAGCAAUUGGAGAUUGAGAUCCGCGAGAUAACCUUCGAGGCUGAGCAACGCCGAGGCAAAGAGGCGAUGGCCGGUCUUCGUAAAUACGAACGCCAAUACAAGGAACUGCAGACCCAAGCGGAAGACGACAGACGCAUGGUUCUUGAGCUGCAGGACCUGUUGGACAAGACGCAGAUGAAGAUGAAGGCCUACAAGCGACAGCUUGAGGAAUCCGUGAGUUCAGUUAAUCACCUGAUUGAUGAUACUUUCACUUACUCUGGGCAUUUCAAAUGCAUGUGA